Molecule: messenger RNA, 1233 nt
Organism: Adineta steineri
Lineage: Eukaryota; Metazoa; Rotifera; Eurotatoria; Adinetida; Adinetidae
Source: the annotation of a GenBank genome assembly
AUGAUGAAUUCAUAUAUGAAACAACUGCAUUUAGCAAUUAUAUAUUUAAUACUAUUUUCGAUUGAAAAAUGUCUCACAUUGAAUAUAUGUCCAACGGCGAUUUGGCAGAAUAAUGCAACAACAAUUGUUGAUUCAACAAAUCUUAACAGUCCUAGAGAUGUAUUUAUUGGCCAAAAUAAUAUUAUGUAUGUCAUAGAUACUGGAAAUUAUUGUGUAAAACGUUUUUCUCCAAAUUCAACUAUUGGAACAAUAUUUAUUAAUGGUACUAAUGGACCAUUAUUCAAUCAAUUGUCCUACUUCUCUGCUGUUAGUGGCGAUCUGAAUGGAAGUAUCUAUAUUCUUGAUAGAGGUAAUACUCGUGUGACUAAAUGGACAUCUGAUGGUAUAAAUGGAAUAGUCGUUGCUGGAGGAAAUGUAACUGGUAAUGCUGCAAAUCAAUUGAAUUAUCCUUCUGGAAUAUUUCUUGAUGUAAAUACAUUAUUUAUUUGGAUAGCUGAUACAGGAAAUAGCAGAAUAGUUAGAUGGGAAUCUCCAUCGACAGGUAUUAUUGUUUGUGGAAGUAAUGGAACAGAUUCGAAUCAAUUUUUUAAACCAUUUGGAUUAUUUGUUAAUACAAGUGAUUCAAACACAUUUUAUGUUGCAGAUACAUAUAAUCAUCGUGUUCAAAUGUGGUUAUCAGGAGCUAAUAAUGGAACAACAAUUGCUGGACGAACAGGUAUAUCUGGUAGUGAUCUUAGUCUACUAUAUUAUCCAACAUCCAUUCUUGGAGAUACAAAUCGAAAUAUAUAUAUAUUGAAUUUUGGAACUGGUUCUAUUGUGAAAUGGGCAAUAGGGUCAACAUCUGGUGUACUCAUUGUUGGAACUUUAUCAAUCGGUGUAUCAUCAAAUCAAUUGUAUAAUCCAUACAAUUUCAAAUUUGAUUCAAUUGGCUCUUUUAUUGUUGCUGAUACUAGCAAUAAUCGUAUACAAAAUUUCUCCAUUGUUUGCACAAAUAUAACGAGUACAACACGACAAACAACGGUGAUUAAUAAUCCAACAUCAUCAUCAUCGAUAACUAGUCGCACAUCGAUUUCAACAUCAACAACACAUUUCUUCAGUUCGGUCAAAAUUUCAAAUUCAUCGACAAUAAUCUUACGAACAACAACUGAACGAGUAUCAUCUAUUUCUAUUGAUUAUGGCCCUCGAUUGUUAUUGAUAAUAUUUUGUUCAAUUAUUAUUUUAAUGAAUAACUAA